AUGGCAACCAGUAUGGGUCCAAACUUUUCGGGGCAUCCCGCCGGCAUGGGACACCCAGGCGUCACCGGGCAUCCCAUGGCCCCCGGCAUGCCUCAUAACCCGGGCCAGCAGGGCGCUCCUGCUGGCGGUAUGCCGCAUCAGUUCGGCGGUCCCAUGGCAGUGUCCGCUCCUGGAGGACAAGUAAACCCUGCCCUCAUGGGCGGCAUGCCGCCGGGUGCGAACCCAAAUGCUCAUGCUUUGCAGCACCUGAAUCCCGCUCAGCAGCAAAUGUUCCAGCAGCAGCAACAACAAUUGCAGCAGCAGUUCAACAGCCCACAGGCGAUGGCCGCAAUGCGGCAACAACAGCAGCUGCUCCAACAGCAACACGCGAGGCAGGCUUUGAUGGCUCAACACGCUUUCCAGCAAGCCAACAUGCAGGGCGUCAAUGGCAUGCCCAUGGGUAUGCAGUUGAAUCAGCUCAACCCUCAGCAGCUUCAUCAACUAAGGCAGUCCGGUAGACUCGGGCCUGCACAGCAUCCCCAAGCACAAGCCAUCAUGGCCCAGCAGCUCGCUCUCCAGCAGCAGCAGCAGCAGGUCCAGCAGCAGCAACAGGCUCAACAGCAACAGGUCCAGCAGCAGCAGCAGCAGCAGCAACAACAGGCCCUUCAUUCCCAGCAGAUGCAAGGUGGUCCCAACCCAGGACAGCCCAUGCCGAUGACGGCUCAGAACAUGGCGAGUAUGCAGCAGCAGCAGAACCAGCUGGCCGCGUCCCUCCAGAACCAGAUGGCAAAUCAGCAGGGCCAACAACAAGGACAGCCUCAAGGACCUCAGCCACAGCAACCUGGUCAGCAGCCUCAGCACACGCCGCAGCCGUCUCAGGCUGGUACUCCAGCGCCCACCGGACCCCAGACGCCAGCUCAAACACCUGCCGCGACCCCUGUUCAGUCGAACCAAAUGCCUACUAGCCAGAACCAACCUCAGGGUCCCCAAACUCCAGCUCAACCUCAGCCUCAACCCCAGCCGCAGCAACAGCCGCAGCCUCAGGCCCAAAAUCAACCCCAAAAUCAACCUCAAAUGGCGGCAGCGGCGGCGCAGCAAAUAGCGCUGACAAAUUCAUUGAUGCAGCAACAGCGGAGAGAGGGCAUGAAGGGACAGUGCCUGCUGAAGCUGAUGCAGUUCGCUGAGCAUUUGAGCGGCUUCCCAGGACCCAGGACGCGAGACGAUCUCUCGUACUGGACAAACUUCGUCAUCCGAUUCUUCUCCCCGAACGGCGUUUUCCGACACUCGCUACACAUUACCGACGCCGAUGACACAACUGACAAGCAAUACGAAAUCCCCUACCCCGCUAUUGCCCGAUACUUCCACACGCACUUUGGCGGAGGUGUCAAGAACAUGCAGUUGAUUAUGGACAAGGGAACCACGGAUCGGCCAUUACCUGGUGACUGUCAUUGCAUCGAAAACUCCAAAGCCAGCCUUGUCUACUGGUUCGAGACCGGGUCGCACUUGGUUUCGAGUGGUACCCUUCGAGCGCAAUUCGAUGCCGAGCAGAAGAUUGAGCUUUUCGAAUUCCUCACCACCGGACAUGAAGAGUACAUCUCUCGGAGACAGGUCAUUGAAGCCGCGAAGCCGGCUCACAUGUGGAUGAAGGAAUGGCACAAGACCAACUCGCAGGAUGGCAAGCAGUCGCCCGAGAUGUCCAAGAAGGGCAAGGGCCGACAGAUGAAGUCACCGCAAACAGCCCCCCCUGAAGUGCUGGUCGAUCUCCCAGAUUCGGCUGUCAACAGCAAGGGUGUUACGGAGGGUGUAUUUCAGUUUCUCGAGAUCGUCGAAGUCAUGGGACAGAUGAAUCCUUUAUUCGGAUUCUACCACUCCAACUCUGGCCUCGGUCCCUAUGCGGCCCUGGAGCAAUAUGUUACGACUCACAUCAACGGAGCCCCCCAGGUCAUGAACGGCCAGCCGAUGCAGCCCCAAGGCCCUAGGACCCCGAGUUUUGGACAAUUUCCCAUGGGUGCGAGCCCUGCAGCGGCUCACAUGACCCUUCCCGGGUCUCCUCACAUGGGCAGCCCUGCGCAGGGCCACAUGCAAGCACCCGGGAUGCAGAUGCAACAAAGCCAGCAGGGAACGGGCUCCAGCGGGCCUAGCGCCAACACUUCACCAGCCUCGAACAAGCGAAGACGUCCUUCAGGAGUCAAGGCGGAGGACGACGGAUCAGGAGCACCGACGCCCGGAGGCACCGGCCAGGUCAACGGGAUGCCUCGAGCCAAGCCGCCAACACCGCGAAUGCCAAAGCGAGUCAAGGGCAACCCUGCGUGA
Ilyonectria robusta is the source of this 2292-nucleotide messenger RNA. Its product is annotated as LIM-domain binding protein-domain-containing protein. Lineage: Eukaryota; Fungi; Ascomycota; Sordariomycetes; Hypocreales; Nectriaceae. The record is from RefSeq and is a predicted model, not a curated record. Bases 1 to 2292 code for a protein of 763 amino acids. Gene Ontology annotation, cellular component: nucleus; transcription regulator complex. The transcript is spliced from 6 exons. Gene Ontology annotation, biological process: positive regulation of transcription by RNA polymerase II; negative regulation of transcription by RNA polymerase II.